CCAACUCACUCUCAGGACCCCAGCCAGGGAAGAUGGCGGCGCCCGAACAAAUCGCCGGGGAGUUUGAAAACUGGCUGAAUGAGCGGCUGGACUCGCUUGAAGUUGACCGAGAAGUUUACGGAGCUUAUAUACUUGGGGUGCUUCAGGAGGAGGAGAGCGAUGAAGAGCAAAAGGACGCUCUUCAAGGCAUUCUGUCCGCUUUUCUGGAAGAAGAGACGCUUGAGGAGGUUUGCCAAGAGAUCUUGAAACAGUGGACAGAGUGCUGUAGCAGAUCUGCAGCAAAGAGCGAUCAGGCGGAUGCUGAAGUUCAGGCCAUUGCUAGUCUGAUAGAGAAGCAGGCACAGAUUGUGGUCAAACAGAAGGAGGUGUCAGAAGAUGCCAAGAAGAGGAAAGAGGCUGUUCUUGCUCAAUAUGCCAAUGUCACAGACGACGAAGAUGAAGCUGAAGAGGAGGAGCAAGUCCCAGUGGGGAUACCCAGUGACAAAUCCCUGUUCAAAAACACCAAUGUGGAGGAUGUUUUGAAUCGCCGCAAACUGCAGCGUGACCAGGCCAAGGAAGAUGCACAGAAGAAGAAAGAGCAGGACAAGAUGCAACGUGAAAAAGACAAACUGUCCAAGCAGGAGCGCAAGGACAAAGAGAAGAAACGCACACAGAAGGGAGAGCGCAAGAGAUAGAAUAUAGACGCAGAGGAAAACUGCAGGAAAGCUUUUGUAGACUGUAUAAAACCAAGGUUAUUUUAUCUAGAGGAGAAAACUACGAUGAGCAAACAGUGUCCCAACUCAUAAUGUUAUAACGUAUGCAUCCAUAUUUAGUUUUGUAUCUGAAAUUGUUUAUUGUUUGAUAAUAUAGGGCCUAAUGAGCUACUCUAUUGGCUUGUACAAUAACCUAUAACAGUCCAGCAAACAGCGAAAAAUUUGCCAUAACCCUUAUUCAAUAUUUACAGGUGCUAACUGCUAUUUGUUAUGGUUAUGAACCCACAACACUUCCAUUCAUCAUAGGAAUGUAGAUGAUAUAUAUCAAACCUGGGAGAUUGAUGUCCCUACAGUGAAUUAAAACCCUGAAGCUUUAUAAAGUUUGUAACAAAAAUUCAUAUGAAUCAAACUCUUCAGAGGAGACAUAAUUACUUGCUAGCUUAAAUUUAGGAUUUAUUAUUACAACAACAACUGCUUGACCCACAAGAACAAACCUCAUGGGUUCUUGCAAACAUGAUUGAGCUUCCGUGACCAAAUUUAAAUGCAGUAUUUGUAAAUGAAUGAAAGCUUCAGUUUAAGUCUGUUAAUUAUAUGAAGUGACUGUGACCAAUACAGAUUUCACAUUUCAUCUCAUUUUGAAGAGUUAAGAGUUUUGGUUGAACAGAUUUGCAGUGGAUGGACAGAAAUCCUCAUUUGCAUUCUAAAUAUUAACAAUUUGUUACAUAUUGUAGAUGAGUAAAUAUAUCAUUUGAAUUUUUUGAUAAACUAACCCUUUAAUGACAAAAUCUCUAGCAGAUCAAAAACAUGUUCAAGUCACAUUUUAACCCGACAUCUAAAAUAAUAUUUAGCUUUAUGAACAUUUUACCAUAAAUCUCACUACUGCAGUGCUUGGCCUAAGUUUUAAUUUUAUUUGUUAAAAUGUUUAUGGUGUAAAGAUGUGACUUUUACAUGUUUUCUGUAAGAUUCACUCUUAAAUUGUUACCAGCAGAUAAUCAACACAUUGUCUAAAAUCUCUUUAUUAUUGCCCUGUGUUUUUUUUUAAAUAGUCAGUGAACAUGUAUCUCUCUCUCUCCAUUUAAUACAUGCUAACUCAAGAUACAAAGAUAUAUUUAUUGAGCUCACAAGCUUUUUCACAAUAACAUAAAACCAAUAGAAGCCUUCUUGUUGUGUAGCAAUAUAUGGAGAGGGCUAAGAGACGACCCAAAGACAUAAUCACAACUGCUAAUCAUUGCUAAAUGGGGACAUGUGUAGUUUGUUUAAAGUUCAUUGGUGUCAACAAACAGCUCUUGUUAGACAUUUCUGUAUUUUUGUUAUAGGGCAGUGAACUUCUAUAAGGGUAUGUUUGUGUGCAUAUAUAUGAAUUGACAACUGUUUGUAUGAAGCUGCUACAUUUUGUGCCAAUACCUUGUAGACUGCCUUUACAUAUACUACAAUGGGCUGCACUGUAGGCAAAGUGAUAUCUCUUAAACUUGUCUAGUAGCUUAUACGAUCAAGUGGUUUAAGAUUUUUACUAUCAGAACUUCGAUAUUUAACAUUUUGUAUGCUAAAACAUCC
Messenger RNA from Danio rerio (zebrafish), 2246 nucleotides. It is a transcript of the gene ccdc43, whose product is annotated as coiled-coil domain containing 43. Lineage: Eukaryota; Metazoa; Chordata; Actinopteri; Cypriniformes; Danionidae. The record is from RefSeq and is marked provisional.